AUUUUUCUCUAGUCAGCUGGUACUCUUUUCGUUAGGCUUUUCAGGUACAAACCCUAUUCGCCUUCAGACCGAUGAUCGGAGACGUGGAGAAGAUGGUGGCAGUGGGCCUAAUCUGGGGCGCCACCAACGCCGCAAUGCGCCGCGGCGCACUCCUUUGGGACAAAUCUCUUAAAUCUGCUCCUCCCCCACCGAGCCCACCUCUGAAACUCCAACAAAAAAUCCUCAAUUCCCUUUCUAAUUGGCUAACCCUCCUCUUCUUUUGGCAGUACUCGAUCCCUUUCAUCAUCAACCUCUCGGCGUCCGCUACCUUUUUCGCUCUGUUAAGCGAGGCCCCAAUUUCGCUCGCCGUACCUGUCACAAACGCCACGACAUUUGCUGCCACUGCAGUCUUUGGGAUGCUACUCGGCGAAAAGACGCAGGUCGGGCGCGCUUUAUUGGGUACGGCUUUUAUUGUUCUGGGUGUUUGGCUUUGCAUCUCCUAGUGUGCUUGCUUUGAUUGCUGCAACAUUUAAUCUUCAAUUCUUUGUAUGGAAGUUCUGUUGUUAUUGAAUUUGUGGUUUUUUGGACAGAUGUACAUGGUACUGCAUAUUGUUUCAAAUAUAUGGUUAUUUAAAUGUGAACCGAAUUUUGCUUAAGUUAAGGCUUAAUGAGUCAAUGACUUGCCUAUAUGGAAAGCUUUAUGUUUAUUAUUGUGUUGGAUUUUGGGCAAUACUUUUGAAUGGUUAAAAAAACUUGUGAUUAUUG
Rubroshorea leprosula is the source of this 744-nucleotide messenger RNA. The record is from the annotation of a GenBank genome assembly. NCBI's taxonomy places the organism in Eukaryota, Viridiplantae, Streptophyta, Magnoliopsida, Malvales, Dipterocarpaceae.